This is a messenger RNA of Penaeus vannamei (Pacific white shrimp), 899 nucleotides long. NCBI's taxonomy places the organism in Eukaryota, Metazoa, Arthropoda, Malacostraca, Decapoda, Penaeidae. The record is from RefSeq and is a predicted model, not a curated record.
AACGCCACAUGAUGACACGCCAAAUCGGGCCGCCGAGAAAGCAGUUCCGAGACCUCUACGUCCAACGCCACAACAACGUCAGCAUCCUCUACGCAGACAUCGUCAACUUCACGCCCCUCUCGGAACAGCUGAGCGCCAGUGACCUCGUGACGACCCUGAAUAACCUCUUCGGGAGUUUUGACCAGAUCGCCCAGGAUAACCAGUGUCUACGAAUCAAGAUCCUGGGCGACUGCUACUACUGCGUGUCCGGCCUCCCUGUGUCACGCCCCAACCACGCCGUGAACUGCGUGAAGAUGGGCUUGGAGAUGAUCAAUGCUAUCAGAAUCGUCCGAGACAAAGUUGGUCUGAACGUCGACAUGCGCAUCGGAAUACACACCGGAAAUGUACUAUGUGGCAUCCUCGGCCUCCGCAAGUGGCAGUAUGACGUCUGGUCCGAUGACGUCACACUUGCUAAUCACAUGGAGUCUGGAGGUGUCCCUGGACGAGUCCACAUCACCCGCGCGACCUUGGCUCAGCUGGACGACAAAUACCAGGUCGAGGCAGGUCACGGCCACCUGAGAGACCAGUACCUCGCUGACCAUAAGGUGGAGACGUUCCUGGUGGUCGCGAGCAAGAUUCCCAAACUGAAGUCGACCAGCAAGAUGACGAAGUGCGUGGAGUGCUGGGGGGCGGACACCCCCUUCGCCUCACUCAAAGAGGGCACUAAGGCAAAGAAUCUCAAAUUAACGUGUGUUUCCACGAUCGAGUCCAGUAUUAUGCCUCAGGGACACUUGCUGUUCGACUGCAGGUUUGCAGAGCUCCGUGCAAUGCGGUCCCAACACCUGGUUAUUUGUGACAGAAAACACCUCUUUGUAGAAGGGUUUGGUAAGGUGUGGUUUCGGAUGCCAGUGGGUGCAUAA